AUGCGUCGGCACCGGGGCCAGCCCGACCUCUGUCCCGAAGGAGAGCUUCGACCCCGCCGCGGGCUCCGGGCCCGUUCCCAGGUGCAAAACCAGGCUGGAAAGGGGUGGAGGAAAGCUGAGGAUUUGCAGCGCCGGAGCCCUCGGAAGCGGCUCCGGGGGAGAGCCCGGAGGAGCCGCCGGCCCAUUCGGAAGCUCCGCAGGAAGCAGCGGAUUCGCCGGAGAGGAAAACCGAGGGCCAAGAGGCCAAAGAGGAGGAAGAAGAGGAGGAGGAAGAGGAGGAGGAGGAAGCAGCCGUGGGCCAGGCGGCACCGGCCGCGUGCGGCGAGCAGGAGGAAGAGGAGGAGGAAGAGGAAGAGGAGGAUUCGCCAGGAGCUGCCGAGCAGCAGGAGUAACUCGGCAAACGCCUGCGUGAAGGUGACCGUUUAA
Tinamus guttatus (white-throated tinamou) is the source of this 426-nucleotide messenger RNA. The record is from RefSeq and is a predicted model, not a curated record. NCBI's taxonomy places the organism in Eukaryota, Metazoa, Chordata, Aves, Tinamiformes, Tinamidae.